GGUCCAGCCACUAGCCGACUAGUCUGAGACUAUAAAACUCACCUCGCGCUCCAGCCAAUCUCAUCUUCCUCUACUUCUUCUCACUCCAAAUUCAAUUAUAUUUAAAAAACAUUUAAGUUUGUGCUGCCCAAUCAACAGAAAAAACCGAAAUGAGGAUUACCGUCAAAGUGAGCACUUUGUUCCUCUUGUGCUGCCUGCUGAUCAGCGGCGGACAAGGCCGUCCCCAUGCCCAAGAAUUGCCCGGCCAUGCCAUCAGUGAGGACAGUAAUGCCAAAUAUGAAGUUUACGUCCCGGACGGUCGUGGCGAUAUGGCCCAGCAACUGUUGACUCUUCCGGAGAUCCGCACUCUGCUCGCCCGUCAGGCCGACAGUCCGGCCGACUCUGACAUCAUCUCCCUCGAAGGUGGCAAGCGCCUGAUGGAAACGGUGAUGCUGCCGGCCAUCCCCACGUCCAAAGUGGGCGUGUCUGAUGUCAUUUCCAGCGUCAGGUCCAUCAUGGCCUCGGAGAUGGCUCAGCACGAGCAACAACAUUUCCAGCCGGAAAAGGUCGUCGUCGUUCAAGCGCAGGCCCCUCCAGCGGAUGAAGUUGUCGUUCCAGUUGUAGCCAGCGAAGCUCAAACCGAUAUCGUCCUGUUGCCGGAAUCCACCGAAGUGUCGCCGGAAGAGUCGACUCCUUCCGUCGUCGAUUCCGCACUGGACUCGGCCGUUUCUUACGCCGUUGAUCAAAGACAAGAUCAUCACCACGACGAACAUCACGGAGAUCAUCACGCUGCCCAUCACGGGGACCAUCACGCUGCCCAUCACGGAGAGCAUCACGGAGAACACCACGGUGAGCACCAUCACCACCACCACGAGCACGACCAUCCAGCUGCCGUUUUCGAGCCGUUACCCAAGGGUAGCAUCGGUCUGUUGGCCACCAACCAGGCCCAGGAUCAGGAGCUGAUCGACUUGACCGUGUCCAGCAACAAGAUCGCCUGGCAGGUGUGGAACAAGUCCAUCAAGGGUCGAUCUGUCGAGGACAAUCAAGUCUUCUCCCCGCUGGCCCUGACGUCCGCCCUGGGCAUCAGUUUCCUGGGCGCCAGGGGCUCUUCCGCCGAGGCUAUCGACAACGCCCUCGGCCUGGACAGUCUGACCUCCCGCAAUCCGCACCUGCACCUGCAGCAAGUGGCCAAGGACUUUGACCUGAGCGAGCACUUCCAGUUUGGCCAGUCGCACACGGUCUACGUCGACGAGAAGAGAGGCAAAGUCCAGGAUGUUUUCAAGGCCCGACUGGACACUCUCUACGGAGCCACCACCACCAGCAACUUGACAGAGGCCAGGCAAUUGGUGGCCAGGGACAAUCUCCAGCAAGUCGCCCAGGACGACGAACUCCGUUCGCCAUUCGGAAUCGUCUCCACCGCUACUCUCAAUGUGGCCUGGCCGAGUUCGACCGUCUCAGCCGACCAAGAGGAAGAGUACCUUCAAUUCUUGAACUUGCCAUCGUCGGCCCAAGUGGCUGCCGGACGCAAAUUGGUCGCCGUUCCCACCAUCCGCACGGCCGGACACUUUUACGCUGGAUACAACGCGGAAAUGGACGCCACCGCCGUUGCCGUUCCUCUGCACGCGGUCCGCGAAGGCGAGGCUCCUGCCUGGGCCUCUAGCGACGCCCUGGACCAGGCCGGACACCUCAGCCUCGUUUUGGUCAUGCCCGGAUCUUCCAGCAAAUUCUCAGCCGGCGGAUCGGGUCUGUCCUCGCUGGAAGCUCGUCUGGCCAGCCAAGAUGACGGAUGGGACCACCUGUUGCGUCAGACUAAGCCGCACCAUCUCGUCGUGGAGAUGCCGAAAUUGUUCGACUCGAGCCGGAUCAACUUGACGGAAUCCAUCCAGACGGCCGACGGCGGUCGUUUGGCUUCGCUGUUCGACAAGAAGAAGGCCGACUUUAGUGCCAUUUCGGCCGCUAAGCCACUUUACCUGAGCGACGUCAUCCAGAUGGCCCGCCUCAACAUUUCAUCCGUCGCCACUCUGGCCGGAGGUGAUGAAAUCACUGGGCGAAGCGCCGAUGCCAAGAAGAAGGUGGUUGCCAAACCCAACAACAACAACAAGUCCAAGGAAGUUAACAAGGCCAAACCGACCAAAGUCCAGGUGACGGUCAAAGCUCCUUGCCAGGAGGCCAUCGAAAAAGCCGUGGCGGACGCCAUGACAGCCCACAUCAAAAAAACCCAACAACAACUGAACAAGGCCAAACCAGCUGCAGUGGCCGUGAAAAAUCCCGCUCCUUCGAUCCCCAAACCGGCGCCUAAACCGGCACCCAAACCUGCCGCUAAACCCGCCGCUAAACCCGCCGCUAAACCCGCCGCUAAGCCCGCCGCUAAGCCCGCUGCUAAACCCGCUGCGAUUAAACCCGCCGCUAAACCCGCGGCGAUUAAACCCGUGACCAGUAAACCUGUGGCCAAACCCGUGGCUGCCUCUUUGAUCAAGAGUCCAGUUGCUAAACCUGUAGCCAAACCGGCAGCUAAACCAGUGGCUGAACCGCCGGUUAAGCCCGUCGUUAUUAAGCAAUCUGCCUCUGCACAGAAUAAACCGACAAGUAAACCGGUGGUAAAACAAUCGACCGCCAAACCCACGACCCGACCCACCACAAAACCCACGACCCGACCCACCACUCGAACCGCCACGAAACCCACCGCUCGAACCACAAUGAAACCCACCGCACGAACCACCGUGAAAUCCAUCGUGAAAUCCACCGUGAAACCCACCACGAAACCUACCACUCGAACUACUACACGACCCCAGGUUGUCCAGCAAAAACAGUCGACCACCCGACCUACCACCAAACCCACCACUAAACCUACUACCCGAACCACCACCACCCGACCCAAUACUAGGCCACGCCCCAUUGUCCAGCAACAGCAGACGACCAAAAAACCCGCAGCUACCACCAAGAAACCUGCGGCUACCACCACAACCACUGCUCCUGAGCCUGCCAAAAGGACUACGGCUAAGCCAAAGACCACGCCCAAAACCCCGUGCCCUCUCCUAAUCCACAAACAAUCGACUGCUGAGGUGAAAAAGCCCAACAAUAACAAACAGACGACCAAAAAGACUUCCGAUGCUGGAGGAUACAAAAAGUCCGGCAGGAUGGAACGUGCCACAGUUGAAGAGACUCACCCGGUGCAGCGCCUCAGUUUCAACCGGGCAUUCCUCUACGCCGUCCGUCACAAUCCCACCGGUCUCCUCCUCAUGGUCGGCCGUUACGUCCAUCCUGAAGAAUAAAAAGGGGAAAACAAAAAAUACGAAAGUUAAUUUUGAAAGAUGAAUGAUGGAAGCGGUGUCAACCAAUUUUGAUUGCAAAAGGAAACAAUUGCACGUGAAAAAACUAAUUAUAUCUCCUACCCCCUUCUCUUAAUUUUUUAUAAUCCUCCCAGUUGAUCCCAACCCGAAACUAAGUAUACUCUAUUUAUCUUUUUUUAAUUAUUUAUAUCAUUACGAAAGGAAAAUGCAGCCAUGAUAAAAAUCCAUAUUAAUUAAAGUAAAACGCGCUUGGAAGUUUCAUGUUAUCCCGCAAUUUGAUUUUGUUUUUUAAAAGACUUUGAUUCCAAUUCAUCCUACAAACACAUAUUCAACUGUCUGCAGAAAUAUAAAAACCGUUCCGUUUACAA
Daphnia pulex (common water flea) is the source of this 3637-nucleotide messenger RNA. RefSeq lists its product as uncharacterized. Gene Ontology annotation, molecular function: serine-type endopeptidase inhibitor activity. The record is from RefSeq and is a predicted model, not a curated record. NCBI's taxonomy places the organism in Eukaryota, Metazoa, Arthropoda, Branchiopoda, Diplostraca, Daphniidae. The transcript has 9 exons. Bases 150 to 3251 code for a protein of 1033 amino acids.